AUGACCCGACCUCAGCCAUUGCCCGGCGCGGACGAGGCGGAGCUCAGGCUCUGGCUGGAGGAGGUCGAUAAGAGCAUGAGCUUCCGGCCCGCGAGCGCCCUUGGCAUGUCGUGCGGCACCGUGACGAUCGAUCCCCAGCAUGCCAUGGUGCUCGUGAUUUGGAACAACCGGCUGAAACUUCACCAGCUCCCGAAGGGCAGAAGAAACCUCAACGAGAGCAUGCUGUCGGCGGCGCUCCGAGAGACAUACGAGGAGACUGGCGUCCGUGUCACACCCCUCCAGCUCGACGUCGCAACCCGGGCAACGCCGCCCAAGAAGGCACACGCCGACACGUCCCAGAAGCCCCCCAACAUCACCGAAGGCCACCCGAGCAACGAGUCGAUCGGGGCAUGCUUAUACCCGGACCCACAGUCGGAAACCGAAGCCCUGAAGAUCGUCUACUUCUUUGCUGCGACGGCCGAGUGCAGCGCCGCCCGGGACUCUGGAACGCAGGAGGAGUGGGAGAAGCUGGACGCCAAAUGGAUUCCGCUCUCUGAAGUGCCGAGCACUCUUCGCUUCGAGGCAGAGGUACGGGCGGUGGCGAAAACGGUGGCAGAUAUGAAAAAGUCGGGAUAUAAGAUCGGGGAAUAA
Messenger RNA from Chaetomium globosum CBS 148.51, 630 nucleotides. RefSeq lists its product as uncharacterized. Lineage: Eukaryota; Fungi; Ascomycota; Sordariomycetes; Sordariales; Chaetomiaceae. Gene Ontology annotation, biological process: ATP biosynthetic process; AMP biosynthetic process. The coding region runs from base 1 to 630 and encodes 209 amino acids. The transcript has a single exon. Gene Ontology annotation, molecular function: bis(5'-nucleosyl)-tetraphosphatase (asymmetrical) activity. The record is from RefSeq and is a predicted model, not a curated record.